AUGCUCCGGCGAAGUUUCUGUCUUAUUUCACGUCGUUUUGCCACCGCGUCUCCAGAAUCGACGAAACAGCCGGCUGUCAAAGUUUUGAAACCAGUCAAACUGGUACCCAAGUCUAUCAACCAGUACUUAUUUGGUCAAGAAGUCAGUUCGGGAUCUGAUGCUGAAGAUUCUGUGUUUGAGAAGCUACAAUUGCCUCCUUUGGAUGGCACGGUGAUGAACCACUUCCAGAACGUAGCCGAGAACAUUUUUUUACCGUACAACAAGCUACUGGAAAGAGCGUCAAGCUUGGGGAUUCCUCAGAAGCCAAAACAAUGGGAAUAUGUAGCUGGGUGGACUAAAUACACAGAAGAUGGACUAGCAGUUGCUGUCUCGGCUCCAGAUUCCGACCUUCUGUUCUUUGAUGUUGAAGUGUGUGUGCAAGAGGGACACCUGCCUACAUUGGCUGUAGCCAUGAGUGAGACAAACUGGUACUCAUGGUGCAGUGAGAGAUUGGUUCACGACACUCCUGUUCCAGAACUAAUAAGAUUGGAGCAUCUGAUACCUUUGGAAGGUGACAAUAGGGCUGCCAGACUGGUUAUUGGACAUAAUGUGGGUUACGAUAGAACACGAGUCGCAGAACAAUAUCAAAUUCAGGUAAUUUUACGAUUUCAAAGGCUAUUUUUAUUUACUGUUGCUUUAAAAAUGCAAAAUUUAAAAUUCAAAAUAGUGAUUUUAGGAAUCAAACGUCAAGUUUUGGGAUACGAUGUCAAUGAAUACAGUAAUCCAAGGAAUGGCGGACCAUCAGCGGCUUUUGUACGAAAAGAAAGACAUAUCCGACGAACAUCAGGUAUAUUUACAUUUUGUUUGUUACCAUUUUGCUUCAUAACUUUACAUUUUACAACAUUUUCCUAUAGGUACCUUGGUUGUCAUACUGGAAGCGUCGGGUGUGCAAGAACUCAUUGGAAGAUGUAUAUUCCAAGUUUUACCCAGAACGUAGUGGGAGUCUGGACAAGACAUAUCAGUCUGUUUUCGUGACAGAACCUAUGGAAGUGAUAAGGGAGAACUUCCAGGUCCUCACCGAUUACUGUGCUGGAGAUGUGCAGGCCUGUGUGGAAGUGUAUGCCAAACUCUACCCUAUGUUCAAAGAGAGAUUCCCCAGUCCUGUAACUUACAUGGCGAUGCUGAUAGUGGCUGACGCUUAUCUGCCUGUGACCUCGAACUGGAGGAGGUUCUUUGACAAAUGUCAGCAGGAUUCUGGAGAGGUCAACAAUACUUCUGUGAAGGCGGUUCUCAAGUCGGCUACAGCGUUGGUAGAUGAACUAGAAAAGGACAAAUUGUAAGUGUUGCUUCAUCACAAAAUGAAUUUUUGACAUAACAUGUUAUAAACUAUCAAAUGUGUAUACAUGUUGUUGUAGAUACGAAGAAGACCCGUGGCUGUGGGUGAAUGAUUGGAAGCACAAGUUCAAGACCAUUGACAAACCAGCAUGGUACGUGAACUUGUUUUCGAAGAAGAGUUACUUAGAGAGCAACAUAGAUACUCUUCGAAGUGAACAUGUCAAGUUGAAGGGGACAGAUGUCCCCAGGAUCUUCGGAUUGUGCUACGGACCUUAUCCAUUGUUUUACAAACGGGACUUUGGAUGGGGAUAUCUGGUACCAGAUUCCGGUAAGAUUUUUUACUGAUAUGUUGUGUCCAAAAAGCUUUUAUUGAUCUUAUUACAUUGCAUCUGCUAGGUGUUAGUUGAUAUUACCCUUUCGACUUAUGGUUUGAUUUUUUAAAGUCGAUUUAAGAUGAAAUGCCGGAUUCUGUCGAAGUAAUGGUACAAAGACAAGAAGUAGUUAAUUUUCCAGCCAGGUAAUCUUGGUUUUUAAUAUUUAAAUGUUAUAUGAGUUUGCUUUUAAGCUUUAAAACAUAAUAAAUAUGAAAUUUGAACUUAAUUACGCCGAAUUAAUAUCUUUAGGAAAAUAGCAGAACUGGUCAAAAAGAAUCAAGAAGAAGGAUACCCAGAUGUCAACGUGCCUCUCCGUGCUGAUGCUACCGUUGCUGGUUUCAAUUUUCACCGUCUCCCGCAUCCGGUAAGGUAUAACAAUAUUAUUACCUCAUUUUAAUGUGGUAUUUUACGUUUUAACUUUCAAAUUUAUUUUACAAUAUUACAGAAAGGCGAUGGUCAAAAUGUGGGAAACCCCUUCAACAAAGACUACAUCAACAGCUUCUUCAAGGAAGGAAUAAUUCGUCCAACAAGGUUCGAAAAAGAAUGUCACGACUUCAUUGAAGCUGGCUCCGUCACGCGCUUCUGGGGAAACUACCGUGAGCGCUACAAUGAACAGGUUACAUGCUGGCUGGAUGAAGAAUGUGAAGUUGGGGCAAUUGCACCAGCCAUCAUACCAUCAGGCACCAUAACAAGAAGGGCCGUCCACAAGCUAUGGCUGACUUCGGCCAAUGCCAAAGAAGGAAUGCUGGGCUCUGAUCUGAAGUCGAUGGUGCAGUGUAGCCAAGGCUGGAACUUGGUGGGUGCAGAUGUGGAUUCCCAAGAACAGUGGCUAGCAGCUUUGUUUGGAGAUGUGCUACAUGGCGAGUUCAAAGCAGGCUCCACAGCCUUCAGCAACAUGCAGCUGGCUGGCUCCAAAUCAGAUGGAACCGACUUGCAUACUGUAGUUGCUGAAUCUGUGGGGAUCAGUCGUAACAAUGCAAAGGUGUUAAACUACGCUCGCUUGUAUGGAUCCGGAGCCAACCACGCUGUAGACUUCUUGGUACAGAAGGGAAUUGGAAGAGACGAAGCCAGAGAAACCGCGAUCAAGUUGUUUGACACUACGAAAGGAGUGGCUGGACGGUAAGGUCAACUCUCAAUUUUAAUACUCUUUUAGGUAUCGCGAACUACAAAAAUAUCUGAUUCCUUACUUCGAGCACUUCGUUAAUCAAAUCUGCCCUAAGGAGUUCUCUGAUACUCACCUGGUUCUUGGCAAACGGUACUUUCUUCCUGUUGGGAAUGCAGUCACAAGGUAACGUUGUCAUUUUACUUGGUUCGACAGUUUGUAUGGUGCUUGAAUAGGAUUAAGUUUCCAGGAUCCAAAGCAGUAUCUUCGAAGAUUGGUUGCGACACAAUAUGUCGGCAGAACUGGAGACAAUGGGGGUGGAACUGGAUGGAAAAAACUUUCUCAACACUGUAUAUGUCAAUUACCCUACUUCGUACACGCUCUACAAAGACGGUUUGUAAGUUCUAUACCUUUUCUACUGUAUAUUAAUGUUGUCAAUCCUAAAAAUAGUACUUUAGCGAGUCAGAGACGUUCAACUUCCUUGAGAUUGAAGCCCAGAAUCCGGAGCCACGAACUCCAGUCUUGGAAUGUCGCCUGACACAAGCUCUGGAGCCCUUACCUCACACCGUGCCGUGCUACGACGACUUCCAGAUGAAGUACAAGAGAACCAAGAUCAACUGGGUCGUUCAGUCCAGUGCCGUCGACUUCCUGCACUUGUUAUUGGUCAGUAUGCGAUGGUUAUGCCAGAAAUACGGGAUAAACGCACGGUUUGUCAUAUCAAUCCACGAUGAGGUUCGUAUACAUUGUUAGUUUACAUAGGAUUCACUUUAACCAUGAUGUAUUAUUUCAAUUUUUAGAUCCGGUUUCUCGUUAAGGAAGAAGAUAAGUAUCGAUGUGCACUAGCCUUGUCUUUGUCCAAUUUUUUGGUCCGAGGAGCCAUCAUGGAGAAGAUGAACAUAAAGGAAAUGCCAUUCGUGAGUCGCUUGUGAUUAACUUUCUGAUAUAAUUCUAAUGCCAAACAUAAUUGAAAGUCAAACUACAAAAAUCUACAUUAAUAUAUAGAAUGUUACCUAAAAUUGUUUCAGUCGAUUGCAUUCUUCAGCCAAGUUGACAUAGACACAGUGCUUCGGAAAGAAGUGGAUACACAAUGUACAUUACCUGAUGGUACUCAGGUACCUAACGGCGAAGCUCUAACGAUUACUCAGAUUUUAGAAAAAACAAACGGGUCUCUCACUAAACAAUAG
Molecule: messenger RNA, 3974 nt
Organism: Bursaphelenchus okinawaensis
Lineage: Eukaryota; Metazoa; Nematoda; Chromadorea; Rhabditida; Aphelenchoididae
Source: the annotation of a GenBank genome assembly